This is a messenger RNA of Pistacia vera, 1860 nucleotides long. RefSeq lists its product as uncharacterized. The record is from RefSeq and is a predicted model, not a curated record. Bases 1 to 1860 code for a protein of 619 amino acids. The transcript has 3 exons. Lineage: Eukaryota; Viridiplantae; Streptophyta; Magnoliopsida; Sapindales; Anacardiaceae.
AUGGUUUCAAAAGUUGCUAGUGCCGUGCUCCAACAAAACUUGCCUCCUAAAUUGAAAGAUCUUGGAAGUUUCAACAUAAACAUCACCAUGGGAGACAAGAAAAUCGCGAAAGCUAUGCUAGACUUGGGAGCAAGUAUCAACCUCAUGCCUUACUCAAUAUACUUGCAACUAGGUUUGGGGGAGCUUAAGCCAACAACUAUGACCCUUCAACUUGCGGAUAGAUCAGUCAAAUACCCAAAGGGGAUAGUUGAGGAUUUAUUGGUGCAAGUUAACAAGCUGAUUGUUCCAAUUGACUUUGUGGUUUUGGAGAUGGAAGAAGUGCCUUCAAAGGACAAGGAGCAUCCAAUUUUGCUUGGUAGACUAUUCAUGCCGACAACCAAGACAAUUAUAGAUGUCCAUAAAGGGAAGUUAUCCAUGACAGUCUUGGGAGAGACUGUUGAAUUUAAAGUGUUUGGUUCUUUACCUAUUCCUUCUACUUCUACUUAUGAUGAGUAUUCUUUUAUUAAUUGUGUGGACUCACUUGUUUAUGAUACUUAUUUGCAGGAGAAGAUAGAAGAUAAGCUUGAGGCUGCCCCAACACUUGAUAGGGUAGAGGAAACACUUGAUGAGGAAACUAAGGGAUUCCAUGAGAUACUAGAUAGAGCAAUUCCUGUUUUACCACAAGAAAAGUCUAUUAAACCCUUAGAGUUACCAACCUCCCCAUAUAGGGACGAGCCUAAUCCACCUAAUCUAGAGCUUAAAAAGUUACCUAAGCACCUUAAAUAUGUAUUUUUGGGAGAGGGAGAUACUUAUCUUGUCAUAAUUUUAGCAAACUUGACCCAAACCCAAGAAGAGCGACUAGUAAGGGAGUUUAGUAGACUUAGGAAAGCUAUAGGUUAUUACCAAGUUCCUAUUGUGCUAGAAGAUCAAGGGAAUACAACAUUCACUUGCCCAUUUGGGAUGUUUGCCUUUAGAAGGCUGUCAUUCGGUUUAUGCAAUGCCCUCACAACAUUCCAAAGAUGCAUGCUGUCAAUAUUUUCGAAUAUGGUGGAAAAGUUCAUCGAGCAUGGCAUUGUAUUAGGACAUGUGAUUUCUAGUAAGGGUAACGAAGUUGAUAAAGCAAAAAUUGUGUUGAUUGCUAAAUUGCCACCCCCAACUUCGGUAAAGGGUAUUAGGAGUUUCUUAGGACAUGCACGUUUUUAUAGGCGAUUCAUUAAAGAUUUUUCUAAAAUAAGUCGCCCAUUAUGUAACUUGUUAUCUAAAGAUGUUCCUUUCUUGUUUGAUGAUGAUUGCUUGAUUGCUUUUAAUACCUUGAAAGAGAAAAUAACGUCAUCACCUAUUAUCAUGGCACCUAAUUGGUCAUCGCCCUUUGAAAUUAUGUGUGAUGCAUCUGACUAUGCGAUAGGGGCUGUUUUGGGGCAGAAAGUGGAGAAGCGUUUACAUGUUAUUUAUUAUGCUAGUAGAACACUCAAUGAUGCCCAAUUAAAUUAUUCCACCACCGAAAAAGAAUUUUUGGCUAUUUUGUUUGCAUUAGAAAAAUUUAGGUCUUAUUUAAUAGGGUCUAAAGUCAUUGUGCAUUCAAAUCAUGCAGCAUUGAGAUAUUUAUUGACUAAGUCGAAUGCUAAGCCAAGAUUGAUUAGGUGGGUUUUGCUUUUGCAAGAAUUUGACCUAGAGAUAAGGGAUAAAAAGGGUAGUGAAAAUGUUGUUGCGAAUCACCUCUCUAGGUUAAUUUCUCAUUUCAACACACAUGAACAUAAAGAAAAAGACAUUGUUGAAACUUUUCCUGGUGAACAAUUGUUUGUUCUAAGUCGUGAGCCAUGGUAUGCCGAUAUUGUUAAUUAUUUAGCUUGUGGUCUAGUGCGGCAUAACCUUGCUUUUUAG